Durusdinium trenchii is the source of this 1167-nucleotide messenger RNA. NCBI's taxonomy places the organism in Eukaryota, Dinophyceae, Suessiales, Symbiodiniaceae. The record is from the annotation of a GenBank genome assembly.
AUGGCACGUCGGAAAGCCGCUGUGCUUUUACCGCUCUGCUUGGCGGCCGGGUGCGGCUUUGUGGUGCCGAAGUUGGCACCGACCUGGGCACCUCAGCGGGCCCCACUCCGACAGCGGGCCCCAGCAACUGUCGCUAGACAAUCCUUUGCUGCAGGCCAACUGCUCCUGCCUUUCGCUGCUUCCGUCCUCACCGGUGUCCUGGGCCUCGAGGCAGUGCGGCAGUUGAACGAGGGAUCCGCCUUGAAGGAUCUCAUAAAGAAGUACACCAGCAUCAUAGUGGUGGACUCGCCAGAAGGCAUGCCUUCUUCUCCGCCCACGGAUGGGGUGUAUUGGUACAUCAAAGAUCCGGAUGUGUACCGGCGCGUGCUCGUGCAGGGUGAUUUAGGCUUAGGCGAGAGUUACAUGGAUGGACAAUGGGAGUCCAAUGAUCUGGAAGGUUUUGUCUUUGAGAUGCUGAAACUAGAGGUGGUCAAGAAGGAUUUGGGACUUUUGGGCUUGCCGCUCUUGAGCAGCGCGAUUGUGGGCAGCGUGAGCUGGCUGCUUUUCCCAACCAACUUGUCAGCAUCAGGUGCCAAGGAAAACAUCGCCAAGCACUACGAUAUCUCCAUGAAGCUUUACGAGCAGAUGUUAGGCCCCACCAUGAUGUACUCGGGUGCUUACUACCAUACUCCAGAAAUGACCUUGGAAGAGGCGCAAAUAGCCAAGAUGCGACUGGUGGCCGACAAGCUGGACCUGAAGCCAGGGAUGAAGGUCCUGGAGCUCGGCUGCGGCUUUGGCGCCCUGGCGGAUUUGAUGGCCACCGAGUAUGGCGUCCACGUCACGGGAGUGACCCUGUCAGAGGACCAGCACGCCUACGCAAAGAAGCAUUUCAAGAAUCCCAUGGUGGACAUUAGACUGCAAGACUAUCGGAGCAUGACUGGACAGUUUGAUCGCAUUUACUCUGUAGGCAUCUUCGAACACAUCGGACGGAACUGUUACGAGACAUAUUUCGAGAAAUGCCAGGAGCUUCUGAAGGAUGACGGCAUUAUGGUCAUCCACACCAUUGGCUUUUGCAGAAGUGGACAGUGGAAUCAUGGCGGUUGGAUGAACACCUACAUUUUUCCUGGUGCAGAACUGCCGACGAUGUCGCAUUUCACGCAAGGCUUUCAGGACUCUUGGGUGGACUGA